Messenger RNA from Parasteatoda tepidariorum (common house spider), 2044 nucleotides. Its product is annotated as E3 ubiquitin-protein ligase RNF8. The record is from RefSeq and is a predicted model, not a curated record. NCBI's taxonomy places the organism in Eukaryota, Metazoa, Arthropoda, Arachnida, Araneae, Theridiidae. Gene Ontology annotation, molecular function: histone binding; ubiquitin protein ligase activity; zinc ion binding. Gene Ontology annotation, biological process: ubiquitin-dependent protein catabolic process; double-strand break repair; protein K48-linked ubiquitination. Gene Ontology annotation, cellular component: site of double-strand break; ubiquitin ligase complex; cytosol.
GAAAGUUGUACUUCAACUUUCAUUGUUAUUUUUAAAAGUUGAUGAUGGUGUUGUGUAGAUUUUGAGAAUUUUUAUUUAUGUAUGAAAAUAAAUUUUAAAACACAGAACUUGUAUCUAUAAUGCUAAUUCAUAAUUAAUUUUUACCAUUUUAUAAGCUGGUAAAAUUUUUAAAGUUCUAAUUAGAUAUGGCGAGACGGAAUGUGUCUCAAAACAAAAUUACUACUGGUUCUUUAGAAAAAAUAGUUGGUGUAAAUUCUGGGAAAAAAACUCCGUUAUAUGAUUAUGAUGUAAUACUUGGACGUUCUAAAACUGCUUAUAUAAGUAGCCAAGACCCAAAUGUGUCAAGAAACCACUGUUCUCUGAAAUAUACUCCAAAUGGAUGGUUAAUAAAAGAUUUAGGAAGUGUCAACGGGACUUACAUUGACAAUGUUCGAAUUCCUUCUAAUGAACAUGUUCCACUCACUUCUGGCUGUUCAAUAUAUUUUGGACCAAAGGAAGAUGCACCAGAAGGAUAUAAAUUUGAAGGUGCCAAACUCUCAAAUGGUGAAAAUGAGCUGGGGAAAAGAGCUUCCCGUAAAAAUUACUGUUCUCAGAAAUCCUCUGACACUAAAGCUGUUAAAAGAAAAGCUUCUCCUACUGGCAUGCCUCCCCAGAACAGCUCAGAAAAAAGGACUGUGAUUGAUGUGAUUGGUGUUCCAGCUGUUGGAAACUCGAAUCUCUUAGUAAAAUCAAAUAAUCACAGCUGUGAAGAGGACGGUUAUCACACUGAUUCUUCUAUAUCAAGUUUAGACAGUUUAAAAACUAGAAUACGUAAAGCCAAUUCAUCUCAAAAGAAGAAGGAAAAGCGAGCAAGAUUCUGUCGGGAGGACAAUUUAAUUGGUCCAUCCACUUCAACUGGUCUCUUUCGGCCAGUACCUGGUCUUGAAAGAUUGCCUUUCCAAGAGAAUUCUGACAGCGAAAAUUCACAGAGCCUUUUGAAUGAUGAUAUUGCUGAUUGGAAUCCAGACAGUCAGACUUAUAAGAAUCAAGAUUUGAAGAAUGUUAGUCCUGUGAAGAAAUUCUUGUGUUCCACUGAUUUAAAUUCAAGUAGUGUGGCUGUACAUUCUAAUCUUCUUAAAGUCUUACAAAAGAAAGUGAAUGACUUGCAGAAGACUAUCAAAACUUUAAAUUUAAAAUUUUCUGAUACUAUGAAUGAAAAUGCAAGACUAGUUGAAGUUUUGAAAUCUAAAGAAGAAGCUGAAAUAAAUGUGAAGGAAGAUUUCAAAAAACUCUUAGAAGAUGAACUGAUUUGUAAUAUUUGUACAGAGCUGUAUAUAAAACCAAUAACCUUGGGAUGUUCUCACACAUUUUGUCAACAUUGUAUUUUUGAGUGGAAGAAAAAGAAAAAGCAAUGUCCUAUGUGUCGAGAAAGAAUUGAAACAGAAACUACUUGCCUGUUUUUGGACAACUUUAUAAACAAAGCAGUAGAGAAAUUGGAUCCACCUAGUUUAGAGAAACGUCUGGAACUAUUGAAAAAAAGAGAAGAAUCACAAAAAAAAAAACCAAAGCGUAAAAAAUCUAAAAGUAAUAAUAGAAGAACCAGUAACCCACCAGAAGUUGCUGAAGUUGACAGAGAAGAUGAAGUAGAAUAUCUUCGAUCACGAAUCAGUGAAAUUCAGUCUUAUACAGAUGACAUUCAAAGUUAUGUUGAUGUAAUUGAUGAACUGAUUAAUGAUAGAAUUCCAGACAGUGGAGAAAAUAAUAGUCAUGCCUACUUUGGUGGAUUUGGGCGUUGUUACAAUUGCGGUCGACUCGGGCAUUGGGCUGACGAUUGUCCUCAUUAGAAAAGAGCUAGUUAUUUAUAACCAUUCAAAACUUCUUUGGUGUAACUAUGUUUCGAUAUUAGUUGGUAUUGCAACCAUCUUUUUCCUCCUUUUGUAUAUGAUUAUCAUUAUAAAAUUUUUUAUGUCAAAUGUUUAUUUCCUUCUAUUUUUUGAAAAAGUCUUCUGAUAUAAAAGUAGAAUACUGUGUUUAAAAAUAAAGAUCUUAGUGUUAUUCUUUAAAA